AAUAGUCCCCCACCCAGCACAGAGCACUCUCUGGGGGGAGCGAGCUUGACGUUUGGGUUUGUGCUGAGUGGCGACUUGUCAACGUCACGCAGUGAGCGACAGAGCGUGGAAGAAAGACUAAAGGAGGAGGAGGUUGUGAGGAAGUGGAGAGUGUGUGCGACAACGACAUCGCUGCCUUUUUCUUCUUUAGCAUCUUCAUCGCCGUCCGGUAGCACCGAAAGCCUGAAUAGUCUUUCCCCCGGCGUCCACUGGCCGCCUUUUUUUCCUUUUCGUCAACAUGUCCGUGGCCAGUGACUUUGGCAACCCUUUAAGGAAAUUCAAGCUCGUCUUUUUAGGAGAGCAGAGUGUUGGAAAGACGUCGCUGAUCACGCGUUUCAUGUACGACAGCUUCGACAGCACGUACCAGGCAACAAUCGGAAUUGACUUUCUAUCCAAAACGAUGUACCUGGAGGACCGAACGGUGAGGUUGCAACUGUGGGACACGGCGGGUCAAGAGCGCUUCAGGAGCCUCAUCCCGAGCUACAUACGUGACUCGACGGUGGCCGUGGUCGUGUAUGAUAUUACAAACGUGAAUUCCUUCCAGCAGACAUCUAAAUGGAUUGAUGACGUGCGGACAGAGAGAGGAAGUGAUGUCAUCAUCAUGCUGGUGGGCAACAAAACAGACCUGGCAGAAAAGAGGCAAAUUAGCAUCGAGGAAGGAGAGCAGCGGGCUAAAGAGCUCAGCGUCAUGUUCACCGAGACCAGCGCCAAGACGGGCCAUAACGUCAAACAGCUGUUCCGCCGCGUGGCCUCGGCUCUUCCUGGAAUGGAGAACAUGCAGGAGACCAGUAAAGAAGGCAUGAUCGACAUCAAGCUGGACAAAGCGCAGGAGCCGCAGACGAGCGAGGCUGGCUGCUCCUGUUAAUAGCCGCUAGCGUUAGUUGCUAGUAGCUAACACUCAUCAUAUACAACCCCCCCCCAACCCCCCAUGCCGACACGCUUCUUAUGUUGAGCCUUCCUAUUGGUUAACAUCCUGACUGCUGGUCAGUGCUUUCAGAGAGAAAUAACUCUGAAGCUGUCCAAAACAAACAAGUUGACUUUUCAUUCUUUCUUUCAUUUUGUUCAUUAUAUAUAUUUUUUGUACUGCCCACGCUUUGUUUUUUGUAUGUUUUUUUAAUAUUCAGGGACAAAUUCUCUUCGUGUUUGGAGCACCCUAACUUUAAGGCAGACAGCCACAAUAGAGCCUUUUCACGUCUUGUGGACUGUCCGUGCAUGCUUCUCAAAAUGUCAGGUAACACCUCACACACUCACGCGCACACCUCACGCACGCACACGCAUACACACACACAAAUGUCGGACUUCCCAUUGUUCCUAUACUGUACAUCAUGUGUGUGUGUGUGUGUCACUUUGUUCCUUGUGGACACACAACAUUCCACUGUAUAUGGGGGGGCAUCAAAUGUAUUAACAUUGAGAAGACAUUUUUAAUGGUUUUAUUUUAUUUUUUAAAAAAUUCAAUUUGAGAUUUAAGUCAGGGAAGACACAUUGGCAUUGGAAAACACACACAGUCACUUUGCUGCUUAUCAUUUCAUCUUCAUUAUUUUACAACCAGAAUGUAGAAGACAACACGCAGCCUUACUGUCUGAUGAGCACUUUCUUUUAUUUAAAUUUUUUUCCUUCUUCAUUGAAUGAGGACUCUACAGAUGGUUCUUUGUAUUUAUUCCUGGCGAAUAGGAACCCUGGUGUCCACAUGUCAACGUACGUAUGUUAGCGUUGUCGAGAUGAUUGUGCAGCGAGGCGGCCGAGACCACCUCAGCUCUCCUCUCACUAACUGUAAAGAGCAUGUCUCCAUUAAACAUGUCUUGCCAACCACCA
Messenger RNA from Hippocampus zosterae (dwarf seahorse), 1851 nucleotides. RefSeq names its product RAB6B, member RAS oncogene family a (gene rab6ba). The transcript has 8 exons. Gene Ontology annotation, molecular function: GTP binding; GTPase activity. Bases 278 to 904 code for a protein of 208 amino acids. The record is from RefSeq and is a predicted model, not a curated record. NCBI's taxonomy places the organism in Eukaryota, Metazoa, Chordata, Actinopteri, Syngnathiformes, Syngnathidae.